Saccostrea echinata is the source of this 1086-nucleotide messenger RNA. RefSeq lists its product as uncharacterized. The coding region runs from base 260 to 925 and encodes 221 amino acids. The transcript is spliced from 2 exons. The record is from RefSeq and is a predicted model, not a curated record. NCBI's taxonomy places the organism in Eukaryota, Metazoa, Mollusca, Bivalvia, Ostreida, Ostreidae.
UCUCUGCUUUCUGCUCGUAUUUUGUAAAAAGACUAAUAAACAGAAUGUGGACAUACUGGAGGAUGAUUCUGAAAAUGAAAACAAAGUAAUUCCCUUUCCGGACUCUUUCACGAGACUUGUUAACGAGCACAUUAGGGAUUCCCUGAAUGCCCUCUCGGUGAAAGAAGCAUCGCGCUUAACGAUAGACUGCAAUGAUUACGUCACAGAUAAGAUAUUUAGUAAUUUUAGGCAGUCAAAAUUUCGAUGGGUCCAUAAUGGAAUGCGGCUUUCUACUGAUAAAGGGCGAGUGGUACAUAAAAAGGGUAUACUGACGUUUAGUAGGGUAAUGUUGAAGGACGGAGGAUCGUAUCUUUGUCAGAUAGAAUAUCAGCCAUAUUUAGUGAAGACAGUCAGUGUGUAUUCACUGAUGGUCAAACCACUCAGGCCACAACCUAGAGUUGUUAAAUAUGGCAAAAAAUUCUGCAUGCAGUGUAACAGUGCAGGUAUAGGACACGCCUAUCUGUAUACAAAACGUAACUGGAUCAUAAACAACACGUACUCUGUUUUUCCAAACAGCAUUCCUGCCACCUCUAUCUUUGAAGACUGUAUAGAUUUCGCGCUGCCCAAAAUGACUGGCUUUUGGAAGUGUGUGACGUCCCAGGAAUAUUCAACAAAGGAAUGGACAACUGCAUUCUAUCAAAUACAAGUGACCAGAGAGCCCUCGUUUUUAGGGAAAAUUGAAAAUUUUUUCAAAGAUAAUUGGAUUCAUAUAACUUUAAUUCUUCUGGGUAUCGUUUUAUUUCUUGUGUCGUUUUUCGUUGCAAAAUUCAAGAAGGGGGCGUUUUUGAAAGGGGUAAGUUCAGAAAAAGCACCAUUGACAACUACAGAAGAGGAAACUCGAUCAGAAAAUGCACCACUUACAACUGAAAAUUAUAGUGAAAACUAAAAAGUACUUUGAUGAUCCUGCGAACUAAAGUUGAUUUCGCAAAUAAAAUAUAUAGAAGCAUUUUUUUUAACAUGAAUGCAAUAUUUAAAAAAAAAAUAAUGGCUAUACAACAACUGAUUUGACCUUAGUUAUUACCAUCAUAAUCUGGACGCAAGUAAAUA